AUGGACGAAGACACACGACGGCUAUCAGCCUUGCAAGUACGGACGGACUCUCCCAAUAUUGAGGCUACCGAUAAUGCGGCUGCCAAUCAUGCGCCUGCUAAUACUACCAAUGCGCCGAAAGCCAAGGAUCAUGUCAAUCAAACCAACCAUAUUAUUGCUGCGACUCCUGUGACCGCUUCAGACCGAGGGGACGCCUCCUCCAAACCGCAGAGACGCCGUAAUAAGCCAAGUCUAAGCUGCGAAACGUGCACUAUUAAGAAAACAAAGUGUGACCGAGGAAGACCGAUAUGUUUUGCAUGCGUUAAACGGAGAUCCGAAUGUCACUAUUCCCACCUUGCUGAUCUGAUCGAGGAAUCACAUCGUGCCCUGGGCAUCGAUACGCCAAAAAAAAAGUCAAAACCAAGCGGUGAUGCUGCGUCAAAUUCUACCCUUGUCAACAAUGGCACCACCAACCCCACAGAACGGCCACUUUCAAGGUCGUCAACUGGAUCCUCGCCGAUGCCACUUUCCAACGUUCCCUUCUCCCAUCCUACAGCUUCCAAUAUCUUCAAGGCCGAACAUCCCUUCAGCAACUACUGGACCCACCAGGGCGGGCUGAACGAAGUAAUCGGAGUUCUGCCAAGCAAAGACCAGGCAGAUAUUCUAAUUGCCAAAUACUUUGAUGUCGUUGAUCCCGUUUAUCCGAUGAUCCACCGCGAGUCCUUCCUACGAGACUACGAAUUCUUUUGGUUGUUGGCGCCAGCGGAGCGUCCGUCUGUAGAUGGGUCAUUGGUCGCUCUCAUAUUCGUCAUGCUGGCAAUGGGUACACAAUUUGUCACAUUGCCAUCGUCUGAUGACAAGGAGCAAACGGCUGAAUUUUAUGUUUCGGCAUCACACCAGGCGCUAAGAGUGUUCUCCUACCUCGGUCGUCCUUCGUUACGGGUCAUUCAGACCAUGGUUCUCAUCAUAUACUUUCUCAUGAACGAUAAUCACGCAGCGGAUGCUUGGGCAUUCGCAGGCAUUCUCAUCCGCCAGGCCUAUGCAUUAGGCCUGAACCGUGACCCGUCAAUCAUCGUUCCCCACGCGCACCCUUUCGAGAAGCAGCAGCGCCGCAAGGUGUGGCAAGCUGUGCUCUUCCAAGAUACUUUCCUCACCGUCAUACUUAAAUUACCUCCUACAGCCACUCAUACCGACGUCAGAAUUGAGGACCUGGCUUUGGAAGUGGAAGAGUCGCUCACCGAGUCCGGCGCAACAGAUGUCACAUACAUAUCGAGCAUGUGGAACCUUGCAAACAUAGUACAAUCGACUCUCUGUACCCCGCGGUCUCUUUCGCUCCCAAUAUCGUCCUCGCACACCCAACGCACCAGCCUGAUUGCUUCAUUCCAUCGCAUCUACAUGUCUUUCCCAGCGCCUUUCCGCACAUUCACCGAAGCAUCUAUCUGCGACUUAGCACGCCGGAGCAAAAGGCUUGCAAGACAAACUUUGUUCCUGACAAGCAAUUACUUCCACUGUCUUAUGCUAGUAUAUGCCGACGAGCAUGGGCAAUUAGACAUCGAUAUUCAGGGAACUUUAGACGCAGCUCACGAGGCCAUCAAUAGUUUCUUUCUGCUGCGCGCGUUGUUCGAGGACGAGGCCAUGGUGUGGUAUCAUUUCCAACAUCGAGCAUUUUCUGAAGCGCUAGUAAUCGCGGAGCUAGUCAAAGCCCAAAGUGACAACAUAGCAAUGAAUCCAACCAGAAUGAGAGCUAAGAAUGACGUUUUAAGGAUGAUUGGGAUUCUACAGCUGAGUAGUGGCGUAGACAUGGUGGCUCGCACGAGAGUUUCUGUGCUGAGCAGGUAUUUGUGA
Molecule: messenger RNA, 1824 nt
Organism: Letharia columbiana
Lineage: Eukaryota; Fungi; Ascomycota; Lecanoromycetes; Lecanorales; Parmeliaceae
Exons: 11
Coding region: 1-1824 (607 amino acids)
Biological process (GO): DNA-templated transcription; regulation of DNA-templated transcription
Cellular component (GO): nucleus
Molecular function (GO): DNA-binding transcription factor activity, RNA polymerase II-specific; zinc ion binding; DNA binding
Source: RefSeq, a predicted model, not a curated record